Camarhynchus parvulus is the source of this 1938-nucleotide messenger RNA. RefSeq names its product proline-rich protein 36-like. The transcript is spliced from 9 exons. NCBI's taxonomy places the organism in Eukaryota, Metazoa, Chordata, Aves, Passeriformes, Thraupidae. The record is from RefSeq and is a predicted model, not a curated record. Bases 637 to 1938 code for a protein of 433 amino acids.
CUUUUCAUGUCUUGUUCUGAGCUGUACGAACAGCUGCGCCCCGCAAGGAUCUCUUAUGAUGGAUUAGGCCUUGUAAGAAUGCGAGAUUAGGGAGAGGCUUCUGACCGUAGGAUUCUCGGGCAUCCAUCUUUGCAGUUCUUGGCAUAAAUCAUUCAGUUAGCAUCUUCUUCCAGUGUUCUCUGAGCCUCAUCAGCUCACCAUCGGUCUUACCUCUGUAUCUCAUUUUGCAUUCUCUCAGUUUUUGCAGUCAUUUUCCUUGCCAAGAGAUUUCUGUUCCUGUUGUGUCCCCAUUGUCUGUCCCAUCCUCUCCUGGGUCACGGGUGUCUACACACUUGUAUUGGACCUGCUCUGCCCUGCCGCAUAGCUUGGUGCAAUAGGAGAAGUCCCGUGGACUUGAAGUUUGUUAUGUGGGCUGUAGUUGGACUGUAGAUGGACACAAGAUAUCUGGAGCUCUUGAGUUAUCCUGCAGCCCUUUGACUUUUGUCCUAACUUUCUUUUAGAUGUAGAAGGAUAAAAUCCAGGGCAGAGCACCCCAUCCUGAGUGAGGGAGUUCCCCUGAGCAGGAAGUCAAGGCAGAGAGCAGCUGUCAAGGCCGAGUGGGCAAGGUGGUCCACUUGCCAUCUAUCCUGGCCGAGCAUGCCCAUACCAGGUGCUGUCGCUGCCCUAGGCAUGCCAAGGAACAGAGGAGGACAGGUGUCUUCUGGGCGGCCUCCAGAGUCAAAUCAAGAUUUGAGGUACCCUGAGGAGGCUUGUAGUCAAAGUUUGGAAAUGGCAGCGCUGAAGCACACGUGGAGAACAUCUCAAUGUCCACGUCCGACCGAGGGUGGAUUUUGUCCGCUCCUCUUCCAAAAGGUCCCCGAGGCUACCGAUUUCCCCAGAAUCUACCACUUGACGUCAAGGAGCGGCAGGCAGAAGAUGUGUCGAAGCACGUUCUUCAGCGUCUUGAGUAAGGCCUGCAGUGAGUGUGUUUUUCAACUCAUUUUUAAAUUUAGAAUAAAAAAUCCCCAGCCGGGGGGUUUUUUCUCCCCCCCCCCCCGGCUGGGUUUGUUUUCCUCGGUCCCGGUCGGUCUGCGAGGCGAUGUCCACCCGCACGGCACAGGCUGCAGCCGCCCCUCCAGCCCACACUCCUGCCAGUGCCGUCCCUGCUCGCCGGGCCAGCAACCACCCCAGCUCCAAGCGGCGGCAGGCUGCGCUCCAAGACUCCCGCCACCCCCCCGGGAUCAUCCCACGCUGACGAGGCCGCCCCGCCACCGCCCGUGGUCGCUUUCCCGCUUCUGCUGCCGCUGCUCCAUGGCGGGCCGAGCUGCGCCUUCCCCAGCGCAGCCUCCCACUUCAGAGCUGCUGGAUGGUGCAGCUCUGCCGCCUCCUCAAACCACGGACGUCCCGUCGUUCUCUUCCACGUCCGCAGCCGCAGCCCCGUCCCCGCAACACCGCCGCCUCCCGCACUCCCCGCCAGCCCGCCCCGCGGCCCUCCGCCCGCCCAAGGCACAGAACGAGUCCCACUGCCCUGGACAGCAGCGCAGCGCUUCCUCCAAGCCCUUUCCACACGUACAUCGCCCCAGAAAGGGAUUCUGCUGCAACAAGAAAGGGGGGGCAGCCCCCAGAAGGGUUGAGGUUCCUCCCCAGCCUCGCUGUCACGGGCCGGGGGCAGCGAGAGGGCGCGGCAGAGACGGCGGGGCCGGCACGGCACAGAGCGGGGGCCGCUCUCAGCGCCAUGCCGGGAAAGCCGCAGCUCCGGCCGUGUCGGGCGGGCUGUUUGACCGGCACGGGGCGAUCCGCCGAGAGCCUCCGGCCCCGUGCGGGGACUCCUGCCAGGGCCGAGCGGCGCCAGGCUCCGGGCCUCGCUCGGGGCUUUAUUCUCUGGCACCCCGAGCCCCGCCGCUGCGGGGCAAAGUAGGAAAGGGGGCACGGGAAGAGAGCAGCGAGAGCAGGGCAUGA